AAAUUAAUUUGUAAUUUAUAUUUUCAAUUAAUUUGCCCAUAUAGCAAUUACUGGAACAUUAAGUACGCUAAUGUGACCUACAAGAGCUCCGAUACGGCCACUCCCGAUGUCUAUGAUAUGCUGACCGCCGGCGACAUUACCGCUGAAUACAAUUUUGGUUUUAGUUGUACUAAAUUGACGAUACAAUCGCCCAGUUUAGACGAUAAGGGAGCUAAGGUUGAAAAGCGUAUAGCGUUAACAUUUUCCCGAUUUCAAUUGCAACCAUUCCUAUCGAAGAAAAUAUUUACCGAGUCGUUCAACUGCGAGACCUGGAUGACCAUGCCACUAUGGAUGGGCCUGUUGACAUUGAUCAUGCUGUUCACCAUAUUGUUUGUUGGCGUGUACUUUGUGUCCAUUGUGAACACUCCGGAUCGGUUUGAGAAUCCCAAGAGUAAACCGCUGAUGAUCAACACGUCCGAAGAUUAGUGGUCUGCGCGGACACAUAUAUCGGGAGUUGAUUGUAGUGAUUUUAUUUCAAAUUGUUUACCGAUAUUGUUUAUUUAAAUUAUUAUUAUUUUUACCCCAAACUGUAGUGAAUUUAAUAGUAAACAGUGUUUUUAUGCUCACAAUUAAUCGGAUUAUUAUUUUAAUUAAUUAUAAUUGAAUUGAAUUUUAAUUUAACGCAGUCUGUGAUCUCAUACAAUCAUAUACUAUGAUUAUUUAAACGUGUUUAAUCAAGUGCUACUAAUUAUAUACACCCUCACCCCUCUCAUGCGCUCGUAUGUGCUCGGAGUUGGCGGGGGUUAAGUCCCAUAUAAACA
Molecule: messenger RNA, 800 nt
Organism: Medioppia subpectinata
Lineage: Eukaryota; Metazoa; Arthropoda; Arachnida; Sarcoptiformes; Oppiidae
Source: the annotation of a GenBank genome assembly